AUGGCACAAACUCUCCCAAUUGUGUUUAAGGAAGUACUCCAAUUAUCCAACUUGGGUAUUGGAGCACAAUCUAUUGGAUUUGCAACAUUGACAAUGGAAAGUGAAAAAUAUAUUUGCAUUAGAGAGACUGGAACCGAUGAAAAUAACAAUGUAGUUAUCAUCGAUACAGACAAUCCCUCACAAAUCCUCAGAAAACAAAUUAAAGCUGACAAUGCAAUUAUGAAUCCAAAAGAACCUAUUUUGGCACUUAAAGGUAAAUGA
Molecule: messenger RNA, 261 nt
Organism: Cavenderia fasciculata
Lineage: Eukaryota; Evosea; Eumycetozoa; Acytosteliales; Cavenderiaceae
Product: clathrin heavy chain
Exons: 2
Coding region: 1-261 (86 amino acids)
Biological process (GO): intracellular protein transport; receptor-mediated endocytosis
Cellular component (GO): clathrin coat of coated pit; clathrin coat of trans-Golgi network vesicle; clathrin complex
Molecular function (GO): clathrin light chain binding; structural molecule activity
Source: RefSeq, a predicted model, not a curated record